AUGCUGGAUGCCAGUGUAUCCCCCGGUCUGGCCGAUUUCUCACUCGUCUCUAGGUUCUUCCUGGUAGAGCUGAUUGUUUGCGGCAUCCUCUCCCUGUUCUUCUUUUUCUACUUCAACCGCCUCUUCGCGACCCUUGUUUCCUACGGCGUUCGAGCGUACACGUGGCACUACUAUCGUGCGUAUGUCGACAUCCAAGCUCUCCAGAUCUCCUUACUGGGUGGGAGGAUCUUCUUCAAAGGCAUCCGGUACCAUGGUGUGAACGAAACCAUUCUGGUUCAUGGCGGCUACGUGACAUGGAACUACUGGAAGCGUGCUGUCAAACGAGUCGACCUUGCGAGGGCAAGUGGAUCCAAAUGUCGACCGGGUUCCUCGCAGAGAAACAGCGACGCGGUCUCGGGAAGUGAUCACGAUAGUGAGCAUGCUGCUAACCGUGGAGAAACGGGUGGUGUGGCAGAAGCGGACCGUCUUCCUUGUCGUAUAGUGAUCACCGUCUACGGCCUGGAGUGGUUCAUCUAUAAUCGGACCCCUGCGUAUGAUGAUAUACUCUCCGGGUUUGCCAGUGCCGGGGACCAGGAUUCCGUUACGCAUGGCUCAAGAUCUCCUUCACCCGGAGCAAAAUCGACAGGAUAUGCCAGCUCCCGGCAGGGCUCAGGGAAAGGCCUCUCCGCCCGGCCCACCCGAACGUCGAGCGAUCCUUCUAUCAGGGAAAGCUCCUCAGCCAGGAAUAGUCAUGCUGAAUCUACCGUGUCGUCGGAUCAGCAUGUAGAUGCGGUCGACUCGGACACAGAGGAUUCCAUUUCGAAAUUGUUGCAGUUGCUGCCGGUCAAAGUGGAGUGCACCAAGGGAGCAAUUGUCGCCGGGAACGAGAAUACACGAUCGGUUCUCACAGUGACAUUUGAAAAAGCAACCGGGUUGAUUGAUGCGAGCGAUGCAGGCCCUCUAGAUCUCUAUCGACAAAUCUUCACGUUCGAGUUCACUCACCCCAUCAUUCAGCUGCGGCCGAACCCCGACUUUAAGUACCUUCAGCUUGAAGCGGCAGCUGCCCAUACACUGAGUUCGAUGCCUGUCGAUGAAAAGCGAAAGGGACAUAAGAGAGCCACUCUUUUCAAUUACCAGCGCAAGAAACGUGAGAUAUGGCAUAGCAUUCGGGAUCUGAUUCCAUAUUUCCAGAAGUCGGUGGAAUCGUUCCACGUCGACUCGCAUCAUGAGAGGGGUCCAAACACGAUAUCCGCUAGUCGCACCGGUCUUUCUCCCGAGACCAGAUGGCUCGGUCUCACUCGGUACCUGGAUGAAAACACAGAUGAGCACGAGGGUUGGAAUUCUGUAGAGUACGCAAGAUUCUCAACGCUCGUCGACUGUCCCGCGUUAACGUUGACCUACUAUUGGGACAUUCCUGGAAGGGUUCCUUCCGAGCAAGCCGAGCUAUCUUCUUCCAUCCGGAAAGUAUCGCAAGAUAUCAAUGGAAGUAAUCCUCCCGAAUGGGGACUCGAUUUGAAGAUCGACGGCGGUACGAUAAAUUACGGCCCUUGGGCCGAUAGGGAACGGGUUGGUCUACAGAACGUUUUCUUCCCCAAUCCUUAUCGGAGUGCCCAGCCCGCCGAGCCGCUGACACCAGGGGCCUGGAGACGAAGCACGGUAUUCAGGGUUCGCGUAGAGAUCAAUCAAGACACAACAUUGAGGAUCCCAACUAGAGAGGAAUCUAAAGACUGGCAGUGGAAAGGUCGAGCUGACGCCAUCCGCGGGGUGUCAAAGUUGAAAAAGCAAAAACAGAAAAGACAGUGGCGAAACAAGGAGGGUGAGAAAGGGACAGUCGGACCUGAAAUCCGUCCGUUUGGAUGGCUCUCCCUGCGAGUAUCUCGAGAUUCAACUAUAACCUACAAUAUGGACAUGGUUCCUUCCAAGACGGGUUAUCACAACUAUCUUACCCUCGAUCUUCGCGAGUCCAGGAUGUCGUCAAGCGUCAAUCAUGGGCUGUUAUGGCAAUGUCCGCGUCAGAUAAUCUCCUGUGAUCUUUCCAACUCGCUUACUUGGAAUAGUCUCCAUCAAUGGGAGUUCAAGGUAGAGAGCCGCGACAUGGAAUUGUUCUUGUUAAGAGACCAUAUAUUUCUUAUAACAGACCUUGUCAGCGACUGGACCUCUGGCUCCGCUCCGGAUUACUAUACCUUUGUUCCGUUCAUUUACAACAUCAAACUUCUUUUUACCAACUUCCAGCUCUUUAUGAAUGUCAAUGACUCGAACAUCAUCAACAAUCCCUCGGACCUGGACGAUAACACGUUUGUGGUAGUCAAAGGGAAACAGUUGACGUCCCAUGUUGGGAUACCUGCCACAAAGUAUAAGCCUGAGGAAAAUACCGUCACUUUCGAGCUAAAGCUGGAAGACGGAGGUCUUGAUCUCUUGACCCCAUUGUGGCACACGCUCCAUACUUUCCUGAGGGACAAAUCGGUUGCCACCCUGAAUGAUCUGAUCAUCAAUGGCAGCUACACGUACAAUAGUGCCACCUCAUCAGCAUUAACGGACACUCUUGUGAUGGAUAUUUCUGGCGGAUCUCCGAGGUUAUAUCUGUACGGGUUCCUAAUUCGGUACUUCAUGAGAGUUAGGGAGAAUUAUUUCGGCGAAGAGAUCCAUUUCCGAACUUUGGAAGAGUUUCAGGAGGCUGCUAACGCCCAGGAACCGUCGGGCGCACAUGGCUUGAACCCAAAUAGAAAGAGCAAUGAUCUUGAUGUUAUUCUUCGUGUCAACGUCGAUAGCCCCUGUGUGCUCCUUCCGACCAAUAUCUACGAUCAUUCGAAAAGCCUCCGACUGACUGCCGCAUCCAUCGAGUUGGACAUGCGAUUCACGAAUUACUACAUGGACCUGCAAGCUGCUCUCAGUCCUGUUGAGGUGUCCUUAGAAUCGCUGGAUUCCAACGGUGCAGUCAGUGUCUCAAACACUCAAUUGUUUAUCGAUGGAGUUUCGAUCUACGGGCAUCGCUUGUUUGGACUGCCGCCGACGGAGCCAACAUACGUGUGCAACUGGGAUUUUGAGGUAGGGAAAGUCGUGGGUGAAUGCUCUCCGGACUUUUUAAGAUCCCUGCUGGCGGCGCUGCGGGAUAUUGACUUCACUUUCGAUGACCACGAAAACGCUCUACCACCAUUGCAUCCGGUUGCUCUCCACGAUGUUACAUUCCUGCGUGCAAGAGUUGCAUCGGUUCACAUGUCUGUCCUGGUGGAUCGAACUGCGUUGAUUCUUGGAUGUGACGCCAUUACAGUGCAGUUCAAUGACUGGGCCCGGUGGCGAUUCUCGAAACGACUAUCCCUUACAGUUCCCAAUAUCACUGUUGCUGCAGUUGACCAGGACUCAUCGGACACCGUGGCUACUGCUCGAUCCAGAGCAAGCUGA
This is a messenger RNA of Rasamsonia emersonii CBS 393.64, 3378 nucleotides long. Its product is annotated as Fermentation associated protein (Csf1). Bases 1 to 3378 code for a protein of 1125 amino acids. Gene Ontology annotation, biological process: fermentation. The record is from RefSeq and is a predicted model, not a curated record. The transcript has 3 exons. Gene Ontology annotation, cellular component: membrane. Lineage: Eukaryota; Fungi; Ascomycota; Eurotiomycetes; Eurotiales; Trichocomaceae.